Messenger RNA from Caenorhabditis elegans, 1873 nucleotides. It is a transcript of the gene twk-32, whose product is annotated as Fibronectin type-III domain-containing protein. Bases 1 to 1845 code for a protein of 614 amino acids. Gene Ontology annotation, biological process: potassium ion transmembrane transport. NCBI's taxonomy places the organism in Eukaryota, Metazoa, Nematoda, Chromadorea, Rhabditida, Rhabditidae. The transcript is spliced from 11 exons. Gene Ontology annotation, cellular component: membrane. Gene Ontology annotation, molecular function: potassium channel activity. The record is from RefSeq and is marked reviewed.
AUGUGCGGCGGAGCACUGUUAAGCUCGGGGCUAUGCCGAUUUUCCGAGCUCACACCCGGGCAGUUUGGGUUGACCAAACAAUUGGUGUUCCGUCUUGCUCUUCCACACAUAACACUUUUAGUUGUUUCAAUAUUAUAUGCAGUAUUUGGUGGUUGGAUGUUAACACUUAUCAAAUAUAGUCAACAAACUACACAUCAAGCUAUCAUGUUUGAUCAAACACGACAAAAUUUUGCAAAACGGCUCGCAUUAAUAGGGAAUAAAGAAGAAUUUGAAAGCAUUGUUGACGAAUUGGUUGAAAAAACUUAUGAUUUUUAUACAAUGGAAGAUGGACAUCGAUGGCAGGAAGCUGCAUUUAACGCGAAUCCACUCACAAACUUCACAUCAAACCUGUUCUUUGCUGCAACUACCUUGACUUCAAUAGGAUAUGGAAUCGAUGCUCCAGAAUCCCUUAUUGGACGUGUAUUUUGUUUGGUUUACCUCUUUUUUGGAAUCCCUCUUUACCUCAUUACAAUCGCUGAUAUGGCAAAAUUUUGCACGGAACUGAUGAAUCGUACUUAUACUGAAAUAAUCAAGUACAAAUAUCGAGUGAAACGGCGUUACAAGCGUUGGAAAUCUGGACGAAUUCGGAGAGAAUCAAUGAAAGUUGGCCAAGUCAUUAUUGCUGGUGGCGAGGAUGAAGUUGCAGAAUUCCUAUGGACUCACUUGGAACAUGCACAAUUUGUUGAAGUUCCAUUUUUAUUAGUUAUUGGAAUUUUGUUACUUUAUAUCGGACUAAGUUCUUGGAUUAUUUCAUGGGUUGAAAAUUGGAAUAUGAUGGAUGGAUUUUAUUUUGUGAUGAUGAGUGUGCUGACGAUUGGAUUUGGAGAUUUGGUUCCUCGAAAUGAAAUCUUCGCAGUUCCAAUUCUCUUCAUAAUUCUUGCUGGACUAGUUUUGACAACGACAUGUAUAGAUGUAGUUGGUGCAUAUUAUAUCGAUAGACUUCACUUCUUCGGGAGAAGACUUGAUGAUGAUCCAUUAUCCUGGUUGAAAGAGGUCCAGCAACGAAGGAUAGAAGCAAUGAAAAAAGAGGCAAUGAGAAAGUUGUUUGAAACUGUAACAGCGCUUCAUCACAUUCGGUUGACUGCAUUCAAACAACUUACUCAAAACUACGAUGAACAUCUUAGAGGAAAAGCUCCUGAUCCACCGAGACAUCUUAUUGCAUCUCAUGCCACGGCUGAUUCAGUUAUGCUCCGAUGGAGUGCUCCAAUUUAUGUCGAUGAGGGAAAACGUUAUUGGUACACUAUCACUUACAAACCACGAACACCUCAAAGACGGAAUAAUGUGGUUGCUGUUGAUUUUAUCAAUAAGGAUCGAUAUUUGGUUACUGGUUUGAAGUCUUUCACGUUGUACGAGUUCAGUGUUUACGUAACCACACGAUACGGACAAAGUGUGCCUAUCAAAGUACAAGAAUAUACAGAACCCUGCACAGUUCCGCAAUCAGUUCGAAUAGAUGCGAUAUCCGAUGAAACGGCGACAAUUUCAUGGAGAGCUCCAAAAAUGAAUAAUGGUCCAGAGUCCUACGUGAUUCAGUUUGUACAAGAGCCUGCACCCCAGUUUGUUUACUGGUGCAAGUACAAAGUUGGAUCAUCUACGAGAUUCACUUUGACAGACUUACAUGCAGAUACGAGGUACAUCAUCUGCGUAACUGCCGAGCACAACCAUGGUCUGGCGGCCAUGUCAAAAUCAAUGAGAUUCCGAACGAAAAAGUGGUGGGGUGAUGAAGAUAGCACCUGCUUGAGGAUUCCUGGAACGAGUCAUCGAUUAUCGAUAGCAUCUGCAAUUAGUACAUUGACUGCUUUAAGGUGACCUCAAUAUUUAUAUACUUCCAUAGCCA